AUGCACAGAUGGACGGUGGGGUGUAAACGGCCAGACCGGGUGUGCGGGCUUUACCUGCGAGUGUUGCUGUGGCUGGGCGGGGUGAGCGGGGCCUGCGGAGGGGUCGGGGCCUCCGACGAGCCCUCGGGACUGUCCGACUGCGCCAAGCACGAACGCACCACUCGGAACUACGACUACAUGGAGGGCGGGGACGUGCGAAUCCGCCGCCUCUACAGCAGCACGCAGUGGUUCCUCACCGUGGACGACAGCGGCAACGUCAACGGCACGCAGGACCCCAGCAACGGCUACAGUAUCCUGGAGAUCCGGACCGUCUCCGAGGGGGGCGUCCUGGCCAUCAAGGGGGUAAAAAGUCAGCACUACAUCUCCAUGAGCAGGUCUGGGGUUCUGCAAGGAAAGAAGGAGUACAACGACAGCUGUAACUUCAGGGAGCUGUAUCUGGAGAACCACUACAUGGCCUACAUGUCGGAGAAGUGGACUAAAAGCGGGAAGGGCAUGUUCAUCUCGCUGUCGCAGAAGGGGCGGCCGCUGAGGGGCAAAAAGACCCGCAAGGAGAACAGCGCCUGCCAUUUUAUCCCUCGCACGUGUAAGGAGGACGACCGGACGCUGGCCUGACGGACACGCCCCGGCGCCGUCACGCUCCCCGGGCGUGGAAGCGCACUUUCAUCCUGGCGUGAAUUAUUUCUAACAUAAAAGAAUUAUAAUAAUAAUAAAAGCUGUAAUAUAAACGAGGAGACGAGUGUUAACGGAGGCGAGAUUCUACUGUACAGACACGUGAAGCGUGAGACGAGAGAGACGCAUCAUCAGGACUUUACGCUCG
Trichomycterus rosablanca is the source of this 817-nucleotide messenger RNA. It is a transcript of the gene fgf7, whose product is annotated as fibroblast growth factor 7. Lineage: Eukaryota; Metazoa; Chordata; Actinopteri; Siluriformes; Trichomycteridae. The coding region runs from base 1 to 612 and encodes 203 amino acids. Gene Ontology annotation, biological process: regulation of cell migration; animal organ morphogenesis; fibroblast growth factor receptor signaling pathway. Gene Ontology annotation, molecular function: growth factor activity; type 2 fibroblast growth factor receptor binding. The record is from RefSeq and is a predicted model, not a curated record. The transcript has 3 exons. Gene Ontology annotation, cellular component: cytoplasm.